This is a messenger RNA of Auxenochlorella protothecoides, 627 nucleotides long. Its product is annotated as Zinc transporter ZupT. Gene Ontology annotation, cellular component: membrane. Gene Ontology annotation, molecular function: zinc ion transmembrane transporter activity. Bases 1 to 627 code for a protein of 208 amino acids. Gene Ontology annotation, biological process: zinc ion transmembrane transport. The record is from RefSeq and is a predicted model, not a curated record. The transcript is spliced from 3 exons. NCBI's taxonomy places the organism in Eukaryota, Viridiplantae, Chlorophyta, Trebouxiophyceae, Chlorellales, Chlorellaceae.
AUGUUUUCGGAGGAAGAGCGAUGGGCGCUCUUACUCUCAACCUUUGCGGGCAUGUCCACCACCCUCGGCGCGGCACUGGCGAUCAUCCGCCCACCAGACGAUGCACUCCUCUCCUUUCUCCUGGGAACCGCCAUUGGAGUCAUGAUGCUGCUGUCGGUGGUGGAGAUGCCGCAGUCGCCGCGCGAGCUGCUGCGGCUGGGCCUGCUCAUGGCCGGCACGAUGACGCUGCACAACCUGCCAGAGGGCGCGGCGGUGGCCUUCAGCUCCUUCACGCCCCUGGGGCCCCUCAUGGCGCUGGCGAUCGCCGUGCACAACGUGCCUGAGGGCGUGAUCGUGGCCGCCCCCGUCUACGCGGCCACGGGUCGGCGCGCGCGCGCGCUGGGCCUGGCCGCCGCCUCGGGGCUCAGCGAGCCGCUGGGCGCGCUGCUGGUCAUCUGCGUGGCGCGGCCGGCGCUGACGGCCACGCGGCUGCAGCUCAUGCUGGCCGGCGUGGGCGGCCUCAUGGCUGCGGUCUGCGUGCUGGAGCUCUGGCCCGAGGCGCGGCGGUGCAGGGCGGGGGGGCGCCUGGCGGCGGGCAUCGCGCUGGGGGCAGGCCUCAUGGCCUGGACCCUGUGGUUGGGGGUCUGA